Messenger RNA from Linum trigynum, 5442 nucleotides. NCBI's taxonomy places the organism in Eukaryota, Viridiplantae, Streptophyta, Magnoliopsida, Malpighiales, Linaceae. The record is from the annotation of a GenBank genome assembly.
AUGCAUCUGUAUAAUGCAUGGUUGCCGCCGCCGGUGGCGGAGGAGACGAAGAAGGAAGGGGAGGCCUUCUCCCGCGUCGUGAGCUCCAUGCGGAGCUCGUACAAACCCGAAGAUCCUGAUUCCGUCUACGCCACUCUCAAAUGGAUUUCCGUCCUCGACGUUUUCCUCAAGGCCAAGAGCGACGUGGCCUUGGAAGAUGUCACCGCCGUCGUGGAAAUUGGGCUGGAGCUGUUUGGUGUCUCGCAGGACAAGCUUUAUGCUCAGGUAAGAUGGGGAAAUAUUUUGGUGAGAGUGCUUAAUAAGUAUAGGAAGAAGUUGACGCUGAAAGUACAAUGGCGCCCUUUGUACGAUACUCUGGUUCACACUCAUUUCUCAAGGAGUACUGGUCCAGAAGGGUGGAGGGUGAGGCAGCGACACUUCGAGGCCAUCACUUCGCUUGUUAGAUCAUGCAGGAGGUUCUUUCCUGCUGGUUCAGCCUCUGAGAUUUGGUCUGAAUUUAGUUCUCUAAUGGAAAAUCCGUGGCAUAAUUCAUCCUUCGAAGGAUCUGGGUUUGUACGACUGUUCCUUCCAACAAAUUUGGAAAACCAGGAUUUUUAUACCAAUGAUUGGGUGAGAAAGACUAUGGAGCUGUGGGAAUCUAUACCAAAUUGCCAGUUCUGGAACAGUCAGUGGUCGGCCGUUAUAGCUCGGGUCAUAAAAAACUAUGACUUUGUUGAUUGGGAAUGCUUCUUACCUGUGCUAUUCACUCGAUAUUUAAACAUGUUUGAGGUUCCAGUGGCAAAUGGAAGUGGAUCAUACCCUUUCCCUGUUGAUGUCCCUAGAAAUACAAGAUUCUUAUUUUCAAAUAGAACAAUGACCCCAACAAAAGCUAUUGCUAAAUCAGUUGUCUAUCUACUGAAGCCUGGUAGUUCAACAGGAAAGCACUUAGAGAAAUUGGUCGACCUCUUAGAACAGUAUUACCACCCAUCUAAUGGUGGCCGGUGGACUUAUUCAUUGGAGCGGUUCCUAUUGUAUUUGGUAAUUACAUUCCAAAAGCGCUUACAGCACGAGCAAUUGAACAAAGAUAAUGAUAAACAUGCUCACCUAUUUCUGGGAAGACCAGAGAGGACUGCAUUUGUCAAAAUAUUGUUGAAAUUAAUUGAUCGUGGACAAUACAGCAAGAAUGAGCGUAUGUCUGAGACUGUAGCUGCAGCAACUUCUAUCCUAUCCUAUGUGGAACCCUCGUUGGUUCUACCAUUCUUAACAUCUCGAUUCCAUCUGGCCUUGGAGACGAUGACUGCCACCCACCAGUUGAAAACUGCUGUGAUGUCCGUGGCAUUUGCCGGUCGCUCAUUGUUCCUGACAUCCUUGUCAACCUCUGCCAAAGAGCUACACCCUGCUGGUGAUAGCAAUACAUUCAUGGAUCUUCUGAUGAUUUCAUUAUCAAAUGCAUUACUUGGUAUGGAUGCUAAUGAUCCUCCCAAAACCUUGGCAACCAUGCAGCUGAUUGGUUCUAUAUUCUCUAAUAUUUCUACUUUGGAUGAUAGCAUGGAUGACUCAUCCUUCAUGCCAAUGAUUCAGAUGUCUGAGUGGUUAGAUGAGUUCUUGUGUCGGCUGUUCUCGUUACUUCAGCAUUUGGAACCUAGCAGUGUCGUGAGUGAAGGUUCACAUUCGGCAGCAACAUCAGGGACAUUUUUAGUUGAGGAUGGUCCUUAUUACUAUUGUAUGCUUGAAAUCUUGCUUGGAAGGCUUUCAAAAUCGCUGUACGAUCAGGCAUUGAAGAAAAUUGCAAAGUUUGUAAGGACAAAUAUUCUUCCUGGUGCAAUUGCUGAGGUUGGCUUGCUUUGCUGUGCAUGUGUUCAUUCGAACCCUGAGGAGGCAGUUUCUGCUCUUGUUGAGCCUAUGUUGUCUGCUGUUAUAUCUUCCUUGAAAGGGACGCCAUCAACUGGAUUUGGAGGAAGAGGAGUCCUUGAGACCUCAGUUUUGUCGAAGGCAAAGCCAACAUUGUCUCCAGCUCUUGAAACAUCAAUUGAUUGUCAAUUGAAAAUACUGUCAGUCGCGAUCAAUUAUGGAGGCCCUGUCCUUCUUCGUUACAAGGAUAAAUUCCUAGAAGCUGUAGCAUCUGCUUUCGAAUCUCCCUCUUGGAAGGUUAAUGGAGCUGGUGAUCAUCUUCUUAGGUCCCUCAUAGGAAGCCUAGUCCUUUACUACCCUGUUGAUCAGUACAGGUGCAUUUUAAGUCACCCUGCUGCUAGGGCAUUGGAAGAGUGGAUUGGCACAAAAGAUUAUGGCGAUGAGGAUCCAUCCAUCGCGCCCAAAUGGCAUGUUCCAAACGACACAGAAGUUCAAUUUGCAAAUGAGCUUCUGAACCUACAUUUGAAGUCAGCUUUAGAUGAUCUAAUGAGGAUUUGCCGAGAUCGAAUCCAUUCCGAUCCAGGCAAUGAGAAAUUGCACCUGAAAGUGACUCUUUUGCGGAUCGACUCUUCACUGCAAGGUGUUUUGUCUUGCUUACCUGAUUUCAGCCCAGCCUCCAGAAAUGGGAUUGUCAACGAUCCGUCGUACAUUCCUUUCCUGAUAGCUGGAGCAACAGGUACAACUGUUGGCAGCUCUGAACUGCGCGAAAAUGCUGCUGAAAUUGUACAUUAUGCUUGCAAAUAUCUUUUAGAGGAAAAAUCAGAUGAUAGCAUCUUAUUGGUACUCAUUGUGCGGAUAAUCGAUGCUUUGAUAAACUACGGAAGUCUGGAGUUUGAUGAAUGGUCAAAUCACCGGCAGGCUUGGAAGUUGGAAUCUUCUGCUAUUAUAGAACCUCCCAUAAAUUUUAUAGUUUCAUCUCAUUCAAAAGGGAAAAAACGGCCUCGAUGGGCUCUUAUUGACAAGGCUUACAUGCAUAAUACAUGGAGAACAUCGCAAUCGACCUACCAUCUUUUCCGUACAAGUGGAAGUUUCUCUCCAUCUGAGCAUGCAAUUGUUCUGAUGAAUGAUCUACUCAACCUGUGUCUGCAUAGCUAUGAAACAGUUCGAGGACUUGCUGGCAAAUCUCUGCUCAAGAUGAUUAAGAGAUGGCCAUCUCUGAUCUCCAAAUGUGUGCUUUCACUUACUGAAAAUUUGAGGAACCCAGCUGCUCCAGAAUAUGCAGUCUUAGGCUCUUGUGCUGUGCUUUCAACUCAGACUGUUCUCAAGCAUUUGACAACGGAUCCCAAAACAUUCUCUUCAUUUCUUCUCAGUAUCUUGUCUAGCUCUCAUCAUGAGUCCCUGAAAACCCAGAAGGCAAUCAAUGAGCUUUUUGUCAAGUACAACAUCUACUUCUCGGGACUAUCAAGAAGCAUCUUCAGACCAUCAGGCAGUCAAGUGGGUGGUUCAGAUUUUUCAGAUUUGGUUUCUCAGAUUGGAUCGAUGAGUUUUGAAUCUUCUGGCUUGCACUGGAGGUAUAAUUUGAUGGCAAAUAGAAUUCUUUUGCUGUUGGCUAUGGCCUCCAGAAAUGACCCAACCGUCUCCUCGAAAAUCUUGAGGGAAACUACUGGUCACUUCCUGAAAAGUUUAAAGAGUCAACUUCCACAGACAAGGAUGCUUUCAAUCUCAGCACUGAACACACUCUUAAAAGAAUCACCAUAUAAGGUUUCAGCUGAGGAUCAAGGUGCUCUACUGGAGGACUUACGCACCAAUGUUAAAUCUUCCCUUGAAGGAGCAUUAAGUGAAAUUUUUCAGGAGGAGGGAUUUUUUUAUGAGACGUUGAAUAGUCUAUCUCAUGUGCAUAUUAUCACUGAUAGUGAUGGUUCUUCCAGAGGAAAUCAUGGGAAUUCUUCUUUUCAAAGUCUGGCAGAUAAAUCAAUCACCCGAUUCUAUUUUGAUUUCUCAUCCUCUUGGCCUCGCACACCUAGCUGGAUCUCUCUACUUGGGGUUGAUAAUUUUUACUCGAGCUUUGCAAGAAUUUUCAAGCGGUUGGUGCAAGAAUGUGGCAUGCCCAUUUUGUUGGCUUUAAAAACCCCAUUAGAAGAUUUUGCAAAUGCUACGGAAAGGUCUAAGCAGUGUGUUGCAGCAGAAGCAUUUGCAGGUGUGUUGCACUCUGAUGUUGAUGGUGUUUUAGGAGCGUGGGACAGCUGGAUGAUGGGCCAGUUACAGAGUAUUGUUCUUGGUCAGUCGGUGGAGUCUAUACCAGAGUGGUCAGCCUGCAUACGGUAUGCUGUUACUGGGAAAGGAAAGCAUGGUACAAAUGUUCCCCUUCUGAGACAGCAAAUUUUGGAUUGUUUGAUAACACCCCUUUCAACGGCUGCAACAACUACUGUAGUUGCAAAGCGCUACACUUUUCUUUCUGCUGCACUUAUCGAGAUAUGCCCUCAAAAGAUGCCUGUCACCGAACUGGAGAUUCACAAUAAACUUUUGAAUGAAUUGUUAGCGAAUAUGUGUCAUUCAUCAGCGCAAGUAAGGGAAGCUAUAGGAAUCAACCUCUCUAUAUUGUGCUCAAAUAUCCGGCUGCGUUUGUCGUUCUCCAAUGAAGGGGCUGACCAUGGCAAUGACAACCCAAAUAAAACAGAGACUUGGGUUGCAUUUCUUACGGAACGAGCAUCUGAGAUGGUCACGAGUAUUCAGAAUACUAGUCAGUCAGACAACAUGGAGACAGCUGCUCAUUCUAGUGUUGAAUAUGGCACCACAUUAAAUGGAGAUAUACGAGAUGAUGUUAAGUGGAUGGAAACGCUCUUUCAUUUUAUCGUCUCAACUUUGAAGUCUGGAAGAUCAUCUUGUUUGGUUGAUGUCAUUGUCAGAUUUAUCUAUCCUGUAAUUGCCUUACAGGAAACAUCAAAUAAAGAUUUAUCAACUCUGGCCAAGGCUGCUUUCGAGUUGCUUAAGUGGAGGAUCUUUUGGGAACCUCAUCUUCAGAGGGUUGUUGAAGUCAUUCUUUCUUCUUCUACUGAUUCCAACUGGCGGACCAGAUCAGCUACUCUGACAUAUCUACGUACUUUUAUGUAUAGGCACACCUACAUACUCCCUAAAGCAGAGAAACAAAAAAUUUGGAGAACUGUGGAGAAUCUGCUUAGAGACAAUCAAGUCGAGGUAAGGGAGCAUGCUGCAGCAGUUCUUGCAGGUCUAAUGAAAGGUGGGGAUGAGGACCUUGCUUGUGACUUCCGUGAGAGAGCUUUAGUGGAGGCAAGUACCAUGCAACGGAAGAGGAAGCAGCAGAGGAAUCUAAGAAGUGGCCAACCGUUAUCAUCCAUCCAUGGUGCUGUACUUGCGCUGACGGCUUCUGCAUUAUCGGUGCCAUAUGAUAUGCCCAGUUGGUUGCCAGAGCAUGUCACUCUCCUGGCACGUUUCGCAGCAGAGCCUUCCCCCAUAAAAUCCACAGUAACGAAAGCAGUUGCUGAGUUCCGGAGGACUCACGCCGAUACUUGGAACUUUCAGAAGGAUUCCUUCACCGAAGAGCAGCUCGAGGUUCUUGCUGAUACGUCAUCUUCAUCAUCGUAUUUUGCCUGA